Molecule: messenger RNA, 1746 nt
Organism: Trichomycterus rosablanca
Lineage: Eukaryota; Metazoa; Chordata; Actinopteri; Siluriformes; Trichomycteridae
Product: acidic mammalian chitinase-like
Exons: 11
Coding region: 37-1479 (480 amino acids)
Biological process (GO): carbohydrate metabolic process
Cellular component (GO): extracellular region
Molecular function (GO): chitin binding; hydrolase activity, hydrolyzing O-glycosyl compounds
Source: RefSeq, a predicted model, not a curated record
CACAGGCACAGUAGCUUGAGUGACACAGACACCAGAAUGAAGAGACUCUCUCUGUUUGCAGGACUUUGCCUGCUGUUUUUUAACUUCUGUUCAGCCACUGAGCUUCUAUGCUACUUUACCAACUGGUCCCAGUACAGACCUAAUGCUGGAAAGUACCUACCGGACAAUAUUGAUCCCUUUCUGUGCACGCACCUGACCUAUGCGUUUGCUGUUAUUAACCAAGCAAAUGAGCUGGCAACCUACGAGUGGAAUGAUGAGACGCUGUACCAGUCGUUUAAUGGUCUGAAGCAAAGAAAUCCCAGCUUGAAGACACUUUUGGCUGUCGGAGGAUGGAACUUUGGAACAGCUCAAUUCUCCACCAUGGUGUCCACGCCAGAGAACAGAAAAACAUUUAUUCGGUCUUCCAUCCAGUUUCUAAGAAAGCAUGGAUUUGAUGGUCUUGACCUAGACUGGGAGUUUCCUGGGAGCCGUGGUAGCCCACCGGAAGAUAAACAGAGAUUCACUCUGCUCUGUAAGGAACUUUUAGAGGCCUACAUGGAUGAAGGCAAUGCCACUGGACAACCCAGGCUUAUGAUCACAGCUGCAGUUUCUGCUGGAAAGGCAACUAUUGACGCUGGGUAUCAAAUUGCUGAAAUUGCCAAGUACCUGGAUUUCAUUAGUGUGAUGACCUAUGACUUUCAUGGGACCUGGGAGACUUUCACUGGGCACAACAGUCCUCUGUAUCGUGGUUCUCAGGACAAAGGAGAUCAAAUCUACCUCAACACUGAUUAUGCAAUGACUUACUGGAGGGAUCAGGGCACCCCAGUAGAGAAGCUGAGGAUGGGUUUUCCCACGUAUGGUAGAACAUUCCAACUGUCAACUGCACAAAGUUCUGUGGGAGCUCCAUCAGGUGGCCCUGGCCCAGCUGGUGUCUACACUCGAGAGUCAGGAUUCUUAUCUUACUAUGAGGUCUGCACCUUCCUACAAGGAACAACCACACAAUGGAUCACGGAUCAGAAGGUACCUUAUGCCAUAAAAGAGAAAGAGUGGGUCGGCUUUGACAACAAGGAGAGCUUUGAAACAAAGGUAAACUACCUCAAAAAUAAUAAUUUUGGAGGUGCGUUUGUGUGGGCUUUGGAUAUGGACGACUUUGCUGGAAAUUUCUGUGGACAGGGCAACUACCCUCUCAUAGGCCACCUCAAGAAGCUCCUAAAUACUGACAUGCCUACAACUAGUAUGAGAACCACUGCUAAGCCUCAUACGACUACUUCAUCUAUAAAAACUACUCCUAAGCCUCGUACGACUACUUCAACAACUACAUUUUCAGGUGGCAAGUUUUGUGAAGGCAAAUACGAUGGUAUCUAUCCAGAUCCCACUGACCAAAAACGCUUUAUCCAGUGUGCUGGCGAAAUUAUGUACAUACAGUCAUGUCCUGUUAACACUGUAUAUGAUCAUCAGUGCAAGUGCUGCAACUGGCCAAAGAAUGUGCCCAAAGCAUAAAAGAACAUUUGCUGUAGUCCCGGCAUACUCAGUGGCACUUUAAUACACAACGAUUUAUAUACAGAGGGGCCCAAAAAUGUAUACUCACUGUAACAUGAAAAAUAUUUUAAAAAAGGCAGAGAUAACCACUACUGAAGUGUGUAUACAUUAGCGUCCCCUCUGUAUAUAGCAGAUAGCGUUAAUGUUAAUGUUUCCUACAUAAAAUCAUGAUUAUUAUGAUCUAUUAUGACAUCUUGGCUUAUAUUAAAUAAAAUGCUUUGAAUUAAA